Leopardus geoffroyi (Geoffroy's cat) is the source of this 7234-nucleotide messenger RNA. Its product is annotated as RIMS-binding protein 3A-like. The coding region runs from base 1645 to 6747 and encodes 1700 amino acids. The transcript has a single exon. Gene Ontology annotation, biological process: spermatid development; fertilization; neuromuscular synaptic transmission. Gene Ontology annotation, molecular function: protein binding. Gene Ontology annotation, cellular component: nucleus; manchette. NCBI's taxonomy places the organism in Eukaryota, Metazoa, Chordata, Mammalia, Carnivora, Felidae. The record is from RefSeq and is a predicted model, not a curated record.
CACCUGGCCAUCAGCUGACAGAGUCCUGGUGUCUCUCUAACCAUGGAAGACUGGUGUUAUCAAUACAUCCAUUAUGUAGAGGCCAGGAGAGGUGAAGUAACCAGCCAUAGUCACUCAGGCAAAAAGUGGCAGAGCCUGGAUGGAUACCCAGGUCUCUGAGGUUUCCCAUCUGCCAUGAGUCAUCUGGAAUGAGUCCUAGUGAGCACAAAGAGUACCUGUGCUGCCUUUACCAUGGCAGCCCUGACUGGCUUCAGCCAAAUCUUUGCUUGCAGACCGGUUUCUGUAGCUACAAAAAAGGGACUGGGAUUAGAAUCAGUGAGCUGCCAAACAGAACCUUGCUCUGUUCUAGGUUGAGUGCUAGAACACUGAGUGCUCUUGCCUCAUUGAAUCCUCGCAGACAGUAGAAAUGGGUGCUCAGGGAGGUCAGGGAACUCUGGGAGGUCACACAACACAGAAAAGGGCUGCAUUUAUUAGCCCAUUUUACAGAUGAGGACAUGAAAGUGGCAUAAGAAGCUGCAGGACUGUUUGACUCCAAAGGCGUGCCAGUCCUAACCAUCUGACCACUUUGCCCCUUGGAGAGCCAUGAAAAAUUCUCUGGCCUUGCUGCAUCCAGGGAGGGGGGAUAGAGAGCCAGCUGGGCCCAUAAGGAUCUGUGACUUUACCUUUUGGAGAAGUAGGAAGCCCUGGACACUCCUGGACCAGAUGAAAGGUAGGCUGGGCCUCCAUGGCAUCCCCAUUUUCUCACCUUCCUCCCUGGCUGGCCCCCAACUCUGGGUUCUAAAUGACCCUCUCUCCUUUUGCAUAUGCAAAGUGUGAGACCCUGCCCUGGGAGAAAGAGUGGGGAGUGGUCUUCAUAGCCAUAACCCUGAGGUUGGGCAGAUGGAGUAAGAGUACCCACGGACUCUGGAGGCAGAAUUUUCUAGGUUUCACUCCCUACUUAGCUACUUCUGGGCAGCGUGACCAUGGAGAGGUCCUUAUCGCUCAGAGUGUCCUUGCAAGAUGAUCGUAAAAAUAAACCAAGAAAACAUAGGCCAGGGCUUUGGAUCUCCAAGGAGGCCUUCUCCCCUGUCUCAGCUGGCACCAUGCCCAGACUAUGGGCUCAAGACUUCUCAUCUGUAAAAUAGGCAUAGGAAGUUUAAAUAGAUAAUGCAUGCAAAUGUCCAGCACUUCCAGGGGUCCUUGGAAGGGUAGGUGCCUUGAGGGUGCAGACACCAGAGGCAUCCCCCAGUAGGGGUUCAGGGCUCACCCCCAAGUUUGGGGGCAUUCUUUUGUGUUUCCCAGCCAUUUAGCCCAAACAGGUCAGCUGAACCCAUGACAGAGCCAGGCGCGAUCAACCCACACCCCAUCCUGAUUUUGACCCAUACAUGGAGCCCAGAGCAGUAGCCCAGGCUUCCCACAGUGCCAGUUGGCCUGAAAGAGAUUGUACGGUGUCUGGGAGAGUAUCCCCCCGGGCGGGGGUGGAGGGGUGGGGUGGGGAGAGGGUCACAAAGGACCUGGCACCAGGAACAGGGAAAGGCCUGGGAUCACAGAGACCCCUGGGCAUCCCAGAAAGGUCAUGGGCUGCGUUGAGCAGGGGUGUCUGGAGGCCAGCCGCCGCACAGGCAGCCCAGAAAGGAGAUCAGGCUAGUGCAUCCGCGCCAGAGGAUGGGGGAACACGCUCAGAGGCGGAAGGGGCGCGCGGAAACCCCCAUGGGAAGCCGGCAGGGGCACGCGAGGCGGUUGGCCGCAGCGGGGGCGGCGGCCGUUGGAGAGCAGCGGCCUGGGCCAGGCGAGGUCUGGCGUCUGGCCAGGCCCGGGGCCACCAUGACCAAGGACUCGCCCAGCCCUUUGGGCAGCGGCCGCGCGACACCCAAGAAGCCGGGUAGUCCGGGUCCAUCGGCGGCGGUGCUGGAGGAGCAAAGGCGGGAGCUGGAGAAGCUGCGGGCGGAGCUGGAGAAGCUGCGGGCGGAGCUGGAGGCGGAGCGGGCGCGCGGACGCGCGGCGACGCAGCGCUUCGCGUCCCAGGCGCGCCAGCUGCGGGAGGCGGCCGAGCGGGAGAGGCAGCAGCUGGUUGACCAUCUGCGCUCCAAGUGGGAGGCUCAGCACGACCGGGAGCUGCGGCAGCUGCAGGAGGACAUGCUGCGGGAGCGUGAGGCCGAGAUUCGGCAGCUGCUGCGCUGGAAGGAGGCCGAGAUGCGGCAGCUGCGGCAGCUGCUGCACCGCGAGCGCGACGCCGUCAUGCGCCAGGCCCGGGAGCUGCAGCGCCAGCUGGCAGAGGAGUUAGUGAACCGUGGCUACUGUGGCCGCGCGGGGGCGCCCGACGUCGCUGCUGCUCAGUGCCGCUGUCGCCUGCAGGAAGUGCUGGCACAGCUUCGCUGGGACACCGACGGCGAGCAGGCCUCGCGCAUCCGACACCUGCAGGCAGCGCUCGACGUGGAGCGCCGGCUCUUCCUCAAGUACAUCCUACAGCACUUCCGCUGGCAUCCCGCUUUGCCCGUCUCCCCCGACCCCCAAGCCGUGCAUUCUUUGGAAGAGCCGCCCCUCCAUACCGCCGGCAACUCCCCCGGGCUCCCAAAGUCCGUCUGUAAACUCGAAUCCUUGAAUACUGACAGCCUGAGCGCUGGCAUCCGCCUGCGCUCCCGCUCCCUAGACGUGGUGCCAGCCAGGUGCUCCAACUCCCCAGACAGCCUGCUCCACACGCCGCGCUCCUGCUCUCUCGAUUCUUUGGCACCAGCGCGUUCCCGCUAUCUCGACAGCACCCUCAGUUGCCCCAAAGCCCCUGAAUCCAAGAAGCCGGCCUCCUGGCCAGACGCCCCCAUCUUAGGCUCCUCGAGUCCUCCGCCCCCGCUACCCCCACCACCGCCACCGCCAUCGAAGCACAGGAGACCUAGUGACUCUCUAGGAGAGGACUCCGGGAGCCAGCCCUGCGAGGCCCUGACUCCCUCGCCGCCGGAUCUGGACUAUCAGGAGCUGGUGAAGCAGAACUCGGAACUGUCAGAGGCGUUGCAGGUGCUGGCACGCCGCUGCUCGGGACUGUGGGAGGAGAACGUGCAGCUGUGGCGCGCAGGUUUCCAGGACAAGUCCGACGAGGUGAAGCGGCUCAAGGUGAAGCACGCGGAGCUUGCAGGCCUCGCGAGGCGCCUAGAGGACCGGGCCCGAAAGCUGCAAGAAACCAACCUGCGGGCUGUGAGCGCGCCUGUGCCAGGCGAGAGCCGCGCUGGCCUGGAACUGUGCCAGGCCUUUGCCCGCCAGCGCGCGCGGGACUUGUCGGAGCAGGCAAGCGAGCUGCUGGCCAAGGACAAACAGAUCGAAGAGCUGCGGCUGGAGUACCACUUGCUGCAAGCUCGCGUCGCCUCAGGCAUGAAUAGUGUCCCGCACCCUGGCGGGGGUGCUGCCCAAGCCCAGUGGCUCAACAUCAGUGAGUUGGACCGGCUGCAGCGCGAGUCCCAGCGGGAGGUGCUCCGCCUGCAGAGACCGUUGACGAUGCAGCAGUCCACCGGCCGCGCCCGAGCUGAGGCGGACGGCGAGAGCGCACCCUUCGAGGAGGCGCGGCGCCAGGUGCAGGCACUGGAGCUGGAGCUGGGCGCCCAGGCGGCCGCGGCUCGGUGCCGCGGCGAGGAGGGUGAAGCACAGCUGCGGGCGGCGCUACGCGAGGAAGCCUGGCUGGCGCAGGAGAACGCGCGGUUGCAGGCUCAGGCCGACUGGACGCGGAAGGUGGCGGCGGAAAACAGCGAUGUGCGCGGGCAGCUGGGCUGCGCGUGCCAGGAGCGCGACACCGCCGGCAUGCUGGCGGAGCAGCUGCUACAGCAGGCUGCGCGCGGGCAGGACAGGCAGCAACAGCUGCAGCACGACCUGCAGAAGGCCCUGCGAGAUCUCCAGGCUGCUAGGGAGGAGAUGCUGGCGCUGCAGUGUCAGACUGGUUACCUUCCCCAGGAAUCCCGGGAGGCCCCCCAAGUCCCGGAGGCUCAAGUCAGAGAUAGUGGAAGGACCAAGUUCCAGCUGGCGCCUGAAGAGCAAGCAGCUUCACAGCCCAGUGCAGACAAACAGGGAAAUCAGGAAGCUUCUCAGCUGGAAAGUCCAAUUGCUAUCAGGGAGCCAGCCAGUGACCCUCAAGUGCCAGACAGAGUCCCAGCCAGCGGACCUCUGGACUCCGGGUCCCUAGCCAAGAAAACUAGCUCCCAGUCGAAUUCUCCCUCUGAGUUGGAGUCCAUAUGGACCACGGUGCCAUCUUGUCCUCCUCUGGAUAUGGACACAGCCAGCGAGGUGGAGGAUCUGGAGCCUGACGGUGUGUCCUCUACCUUGGAAGCGAGGAGCUCAGAGGCCCCCCUGACCCCUAAGCUCAAGAUCUUCCUGGCUCAGUAUAGCUACAAUCCUUUUAAGGGGCCUAAUGAACAUCCUGAGAGUGAACUGCCCCUCACAGCUGGAGAUUAUGUGUAUGUUUUGGGGGACAUGGAUGAAGAUGGAUUUUAUGAAGGGGAGCUUGAGGAUGGCCGGCGGGGGCUGGUGCCCUCCAACCUGGUGGAGCAGAUUCCAGACAGUGACAUCCUGGGCUGCCGGUCCCCCAAGUCCCCUGACUUCAGCCCUACUCGACUCCUAGGUAGACACAGAAAGUUUUUGAAGGAAGACACUGGUCACAGCUUGUUGCCUGGGAAAGCCCAGGGAGCUAUGGACAAGGGGACAUGCCAGAUGGUGAGGGCAGGCUCCAAGACAGAAGUGGCAAUAGAGAUCUCAGAUGCCAAGAGAGAAGAAGACAGCUGGCUGGGCUCGCUGCAGUAUAGGGAGGAGAAGGGCUUCUCUAGACCCCUUCUGGGGGCCACAGGGGCUUUUUGCGUGGCUCCCGUGCAACUACACCUGCAGAGUGUUGCAGCCACAUCAGCCAAGAUUACCUGGGUCUACAGCAGCAGCAACCACCCCCAUAUGGUAUACCUCAAUGACCAGGAGCAUGCCCUGACCCCAGCAGGUGUGUGCUGCUACAUCUUCCACAGCCUGCAUCCUAGCACACGGUACCGGGCACGAGUGGAGGUGCAGCUGCCAUGGGACUUGCUGCAGGUGCACUGGGAAACAACGUCCUCCACCAUCACCUUUGACACACCGCUGGCAGGACCUCCUCACCCUCCUCUGGAUGUGCUGGUGGAGCGCCAUGCCUCACCAGGCAGCCUAGUGGUCAGCUGGCUCCCUGUAACCAUCCACUCUGCUGGGUCAUCCAACGGAGUCCAGGUCACUGGCUACGCUGUGUAUGCUGAUGGGUUCAAGGUUGCAGAGGUUGCUGAUGCCACUGCUGGGAGCACCCUGUUGGAAUUUUCCCAGCUCCACCUGCCCCUGAUGUGCCAGAAUGUCUCUGUGAGAACCAUGUCGCUUUGUGGUGAGUCCCUGGAUUCAGUGCCAGCCCAGAUCCCUCAUGACUGUUUCACCUGUCACCAAUUGCCAGAGACUUCUUCCUUUAGCUACACCUGUGGUGACCUGUCUACCUGCAGAGUCACAGUCCCUGUCCAUCCUCAGAGGCUGGCACUGGCUCCCCUGAGUGCUAAAGCCAGCCCCCACACUCCUGGAAGCUGCAGGGAGCCCCAGGUCGAGUUUCUAGAAGCAUUCCCUGAAGAACCCUCAAAGAGGCAGUCCCUGAUGUGCAACCUGAGUUCAGAGGGAGAAUGUGCAAGUGUGGGGUCUGGCAGCCAACCCCAGGGGCCUAUAGGGGCCCAGGAGGUCUGCAGAAAGGACUUGCUCUUUCAGAAGAGUUCCCCAAACCACAGACCACCUCUGCUCAGUGGACAGUCUAGGGGAGAAGAAAACUGCUACUGGCACAUGGGCGCCAGAAAAAGCCAUGCUUCGGGAGUCAUCCAUCUGUUCCCAGAGUUUGGGCUUGAGAAGCAACCAUAUCAGGAAAAGGCUGCUUUUGAAAAGGUCCUUAGUCAAAAGCAAGAUACCGAUGUGUUUGCCCCUCCCCAGCUGGACACCAGCCAACCAUAUGUGUCUGACUUCCACAACAUUUUGCAGGAGGAGGAGGCAGUGCACGUCAAUCUGUGGGGCCCAGAGAGGCGAGAGCAGAGAAAGGAGAUUAGGACCCAGAACGGGAGCUGUCAGGCUCUGGGGAGCAAGAGAGAGUGCCAGCUCCUGGAGCCCAGCCCAGCACUUUGUCCAGCUCCAUCCAGCAAAGUCAUUAAGAUGUUCAGGGGUGGCCCCUCACCACUGGGGACAGAGGUGGACACUUUGGCCAGGGUCUUUGUGGCCCUCUUUGAUUAUGACCCCCUGGUGAUGUCUGCCAACCCCGAGGUUGCAGAGGAGGAGCUAGCCUUCCAGAAAGGGCAGCUGCUAAGAGUGUGGGGCUCUCAGGACCCUUGUGGCUUCUACCAUGGUGAAUGCAAUGGGCAAGUGGGCAACAUACCUGGGCAUCUGGUGGCCGAGGUAAAGGUAGGCACAGAGGAGACUGAUGGGAUGUGGCAUUUGCCAGCACAAGGGCACCUGUCCUCUGUGGCCCACCUCGAUGACUUUGGGGGGCUCACCAGCCCCCAAGGCUCCUUUCCUAUGCCCCAAGGGAACCCCCGGAGGUCACCACUGUGGACUCCAACAACCAUGAUGACAGCUUUGGACUAUGACCCCAAGGAUGGGCGAGCAGGGGGCCAGGUGAAGGACAAGCUGUCACUGAGGGCAGGGGAUAUGGUCAUGGUCUAUGGGCCUGUGGAUGACAAGGGAUUCUAUUAUGGGGAGUCAGGUGGUCACAGGGGCCUGGUCCCAGCCCACCUGCUGGAUCACCUUCCCCUCCAUGGAAAGUGAGCAAGGCUCCUGCCGGGGUAGUGGCCUCUGGCCACCCACACCCCGCCAGAGGAGAAGCAAGCACUGGGACCCUAACUCCAGCAUCCCUCCUCGACUCUGUGAGCAGUACUUGUCAGAAUGUCACUGUGAGAAAUUGACACCAGUCCCCAGGAGUCCCCUGGCCUCUGAGAGGAGCAGGGCUUCAGUCUGAACUGAGCUGUUCCCAAAAGAAAACAGAACAAGCAGCCCACGAGAGUCUGACAGGCUGUUUUGGAGUUGUCAGUGACUAUGACAGGUAUUUGGAGAAGGGCCUUUUUCUGUGCUCAGUAUGCAUUUUCUCUAGGAGUUUCUUUAGAAGUGUCCUCAUCCAUUGCGUUGUAUGAAAGUCUCAAGAAAAGCCUGCCUCUUAAAAAAAAAAAAGUGACCAGAAUGUUAUUUUUCUAUCUUAUGUUCAACCCCUCAUUAAAAUGUUCAUAGAAAAAAGAAAAAUAAUACUUCAGAAGUAAAA